AUGGAAUCUGGGAGAAGGGGAUGGAAUCUGGGAGAAGGGGAUGGAAUCUGGGAGAAGGGGAUCGAAUCAGAGAGAAGGGGAUGGAAUCAGGGAGAAGGGGAUGGAAUCUGGGAGAAGGGGAUGGAAUCUGGGAGAAGGGGAUGGAAUCUGGGAGAAGGGGAUGGAAUCUGGGAGAAGGGGAUGGAAUUUGGGAGAAGGGGAUGGAAUCUGGGAGAAGGGGAUGGAAUCUGGAAGAAGGGGAUGGAAUCUGGGAGAAGGGGAUGGAAUAUGGGGGAAGGGGAUGGAAUUGGGAGAAGGGGAUGGAAUCUGGGAGAAGGGGAUCGAAUCAGGGAGAAGGGGAUGGAAUCUGGGAGAAGGGGAUGGAAUCUGGGAGAAGGGGAUGGAAUAUGGGAGAAGGGGAUGGAAUUUGUCAGAAGGGGAUGGAAUUUGGGAGAAGGGGAUGGAAUCUCGAAGAAGGGGGUGGAAUCUGGGAGAAGGAGAUGGAAUGAGGGAGAAGGGGAUGGAAUCUGGGAGAAGGGGAUGGAAUCUGGGAGAAGGGAUGGAAUCUGGGAGAAGGGGAUGGAGGGAUGGAAUCUGGGAGAAGGGGAUGGAAUCUGGGAGAAGGGGAUAGAAUCUGGGAGAAGGGGAUGUAAUCUGGGAGAAGGGGAUGGAAACUGGGAGAAGGGGAUGGAAUCUGGGAGAAGGGGAUGGAAUCUGGGAGAAGGGGAUGGAAUCUGGGAGAAAGGGAUUGAAUCUAGGAGAAGGGGAUGGAAUAUGGGAGAAGGGGAUGGAAUCUGGGAGAAGGGGAUGGAAUCAGGGAGAAGGGGAUGGAAUCUGGGAGAAGGGGAUGGAAUCUGGGAGAAGGGGAUGGAAUAUGGGAGAAGGGGAUGGAAUCUGGGAGAAGGGGAUGGAAUCUGGGAGAAGGGGAUAGAAUCUGGGAGAAGGGGAUGUAAUCUGGGAGAAGGGGAUGGAAACUGGGAGAAGGGGAUGGAAUCUGGGAGAAGGGGAUGGAAUCUGGGAGAAGGGGAUGGAAUCUGGAAGAAGGGGAUGGAAUUUGGGAGAAGGGGAUGGAAUCUGGGAGAAGGGGAUGGAAUCUGGAAGAAGGGGGUGGAAUCUGGGAGAAGGGGAUGGAAUGAGGGAGAAGGGGAUGGAAUCGGGGAGAAGGGGAUGGAAUCAGGGAGAAGGGGAUGGAAUCUGGGAGAAGGGGAUGGAAUCUGGGAGAAGGGGAUGGAAUCUGGGAGAAGGGGAUGGAAUCUGGGAGAAGGGGAUGGAGUUUGGGAGAAGGGGAUGGAAUUUGGGAGAAGGGGAUGGAAUCUGAGAGAAGGGGAUGGAAUCUGGAAGAAGGGGGUGGCGUCUGGGAGAAGGAGAUGGAAUGAGGGAGAAAGGGAUGGUAUCUGGGACAAGGGGAUAGAAUCUGGGAGAAGGGGAUGGAGUCUGGGAGGGCGGGAUGGAACCUGGGAGAAGGGGAUAGAAUCUGGGAGAAGGGGAUGGAAUGAGGGAGGAGGGGUUGGAAUCUGGGAGGAGGGGAUGGAAUCUGGGAGAAGGGGAUGGAAUCUGGGAGAAGGGGAUGGAAUCUGGAAGAAGGGGAUGGAAUUUGGGAGAAGGGGAUGGAAUCUAGGAGAAGGGGAUGGAAUUUGGAAGAAGGGGAUGGAAUCUGGGAGAAGGGGAUGGAAUCGGGGAGAAGGGGAUGGAAUCGGGGAGAAGGGGAUGGAAUCUGGGAGAAGGGGAUGGAAUCUGGGAGAAGGGGAUGGAAUCUAUGAAAAAGGGAUGGAAUCCGAGAGAAGUGGAUGGAAUGAGGGAGAAGGGGAUAGAAUCUGGGAGAAGGGGAUGGAAUAUGGGAGAAGGGGAUAG
Closterium sp. NIES-65 is the source of this 1830-nucleotide messenger RNA. NCBI's taxonomy places the organism in Eukaryota, Viridiplantae, Streptophyta, Zygnematophyceae, Desmidiales, Closteriaceae. The record is from the annotation of a GenBank genome assembly.